This is a messenger RNA of Charadrius vociferus (killdeer), 810 nucleotides long. RefSeq names its product proline-rich protein 2-like. Bases 1 to 810 code for a protein of 269 amino acids. NCBI's taxonomy places the organism in Eukaryota, Metazoa, Chordata, Aves, Charadriiformes, Charadriidae. The transcript has a single exon. The record is from RefSeq and is a predicted model, not a curated record.
AUGGCACACCGUUUCAUCCACGGGCUCCCCGAGAGGCGCUGCCGCCCCUCCCCCGAGCCCCGGCGGGACACCGCCGCUGCCCCGGGAAGGCGGCCCGACCUCCGGGAAGGGAAGGAAGACCGCCCUUUCCCGGCUCCCGCCGCCCGCUCCGGCUCACCGCCCAGGCGGGAGGCCCGGAGCGCCGGUUCGAGCCCCGCUGCCGCCGCCCGGCACCGGGUGCUCUGGCCCUCGCCUCUCGGGGCAGCCGGGGCUCGGCCCACAAACGGCGGGCCCCCCCGCCCCCGGGGGGACCCCCGCCGCUGCCCCGGGAAGGCGGCCCGACCUCCGGGAAGGGAAGGAAGACCGCCCUUUCCCGGCUCCCGCCGCCCGCUCCGGCUCACCGCCCAGGCGGGAGGCCCGGAGCGCCGGUUCGAGCCCCGCUGCCGCCGCCCGGCACCGGGUGCUCUGGCCCUCGCCUCUCGGGGCAGCCGGGGCUCGGCCCACAAACGGCGGGCCCCCCCGCCCCCGGGGGGACCCCCGCCGCUGCCCCGGGAAGGCGGCCCGACCUCCGGGAAGGGAAGGAAGACCGCCCUUUCCCGGCUCCCGCCGCCCGCUCCGGCUCACCGCCCAGGCGGGAGGCCCGGAGCGCCGGUUCGAGCCCCGCUGCCGCCGCCCGGCACCGGGUGCUCUGGCCCUCGCCUCUCGGGGCAGCCGGGGCUCGGCCCACAACCGGCGGCCCCGCUCGCCCAGGUGGGGGAAAGCGCAGGCCGAGCUCCCGCGGGGGGCUCCGGCAGCGUUCCUGGCCUAAGGUGGGACUGCUGUGUACGGUAA